This is a messenger RNA of Rhizophagus irregularis DAOM 181602=DAOM 197198, 1095 nucleotides long. RefSeq lists its product as uncharacterized. The record is from RefSeq and is a predicted model, not a curated record. Gene Ontology annotation, biological process: very long-chain fatty acid biosynthetic process; sphingolipid biosynthetic process; fatty acid elongation, monounsaturated fatty acid. Gene Ontology annotation, cellular component: endoplasmic reticulum membrane. NCBI's taxonomy places the organism in Eukaryota, Fungi, Glomeromycota, Glomeromycetes, Glomerales, Glomeraceae. Gene Ontology annotation, molecular function: fatty acid elongase activity.
UUUUUUUUUUCAAAUAUUCAAUUAUAUUCAAUUGUAUUACAAUAAUGGAAACAAAUUCAACAAAUUUUGUUUCAAAAGAACCAGUUGACCACUUUAUAACUUUUUUUGAAACUAUUGGAAUUAUUGCUGACCCAUAUUUAACUCCUAUAGAAGUUACAAUAAAAUCAACAUUUAAAUCAUCAUUACCUUCUUUAUAUGAAAAUGUCUCGAAAUUUAUGGAAAAGAAUCAAUCACCUUUAUCAGCUCGUUUACCUUUAAUGAACCCUUUUCAUGUUUUAUUAAUUACUAUCGCGUAUUUAUUAACAAUAUAUUUUGGCAAAAUUUUUAUGUCACGUAGAGAAAAACUUAAUGUUAGAAUAUUAAGUAUUUUUCAUAAUCUUUUCUUGGUCUCUUUGAGUUCAUAUAUGUUUCUCACUAUUACUUUUGAAGCUUGGAAAAAUGGUUAUUCUUUAUUUGCUAAUCCUGAAGUAAGAUCAGAAGAAGGUUUUCAGAUGGCAAAAUAUGUUUGGUUAUUUUAUGUUUCAAAAAUUAGUGAAUUUAUGGAUACUUUUAUUAUGGUUUUGAAAAAGAAUAAUCAUCAAAUCUCUUUCUUACAUGUUUAUCAUCAUUUUUCUAUCUUUAUGAUAUGGUGGUUUGUAACUUUUGUCGCUCCAAAUGGAGAAUCUUAUUUUAGUGCUGCUUUAAAUUCACUCGUACAUGUUAUUAUGUAUGGCUAUUACCUUAGUACGACAUUGUCAUUCCCAAUUCGUUUCUUAAAACGUUAUAUUACACAAUUUCAAAUGACUCAAUUUAUUAUGAUGAUGGUUCAAGCUACUUAUGAUAUUAUUCACUUUAAAGUAUUACGCCCUGAAGAAAAAAAUACUUAUCCAUUCUCAUUAACUGCUUUACUUUGGGUUUAUAUGGUAACUAUGUUAGCUUUAUUCGCUAAUUUCUAUAGAGCUGAUAGGAAAAGAGAAAAAGUUGCUAAAUCAGUUGGUGAUAAAAAAUCUUUAUAAGAGUUAAAGAUUCAUUCUAUUAUAUUAGAAAGAGAUCAGAUGAGUAGGUGAUUUUUUUUUUUGCAGUUAAUAUUAGAUAAUAAUGAUUGAUAAAAAUAAU